Bemisia tabaci is the source of this 1171-nucleotide messenger RNA. It is a transcript of the gene Pop5, whose product is annotated as POP5 ribonuclease P/MRP subunit. Gene Ontology annotation, cellular component: ribonuclease P complex. Gene Ontology annotation, molecular function: ribonuclease P RNA binding. The record is from RefSeq and is a predicted model, not a curated record. Gene Ontology annotation, biological process: tRNA 5'-leader removal. Lineage: Eukaryota; Metazoa; Arthropoda; Insecta; Hemiptera; Aleyrodidae.
AACAACCACAUGUCAUUUCAUGUUGGUCUGGUUGGUCAUGUCUCGUCUGAAAUGUCUGAAAGAUUUCCAUUCAUGCUUAUUAUUUCCGUUCUAGUUUCUAAUCCCUUAAAAAAAUCAUAGUUUCACUGUUGUGCAUGGUGCUGUCGCUUUUAUGGUUAUGUCCAUCUAGUCACACUGAUCACAUCAAACUCUUCAACACCUGAAAUCGUUCGUGACUUAUUGGGGUAAUCUCUGAUGCAAUGAGGGCAAAACGGAGGUAUAUUACCGUUGAAGUAAUAGCGCCUGGUGCUUCAUUUACAAAAGGAGACAUAGAAAAAAGUGUACUAGAGGAAGUAGAAUGUAUCCAUGGCGUCUUUGGAAGAGCAGCUGUCACAUCUUUUUCUGUGAAAUACUGGAAUCCAGUCACAUGCAUCUCUCUGAUGCGAGUCUUUUUUGGGCCGCACAAGCUCAUCACCACAGUAUUACCGCUUAUCACCAGAAUACUAGGCCAGCCAGCCCAGUUCCACACUAUCUUCAUUGGAGCAACCUUGAAACGCUGUUAUUUGAAUAUUCAGAAAUAUGAAGUAAGCAAACUUGAAAAGCUGUGGCUGAACUUGUCAACUGAUGAAGAAAGGCGGAAGUUUAAAAUUCACUUUACAAAAGAAUUAGCUAAUGUUGAACGCAAAAGCAAGAGAUGACUGUACAUAUUUAAUUGGCUGCACAAUUCACGAUUUCAACUGAUCUUUGUGUGAUGACCCUCAUCGGUUUAAACUGACCUUGCUUGAAUUGAUUGAUGAUUGUUGAUGGCAUACCCUGGUAUUCUUUCGCAACUGCAUUUAGUUGCCUGACGAAAAAUAAUUGAUUUUUAUGAUAUGACUUUUUUCAUCCCACUGAAUAAAUGAAAAUCAUUGUUUCAAGACGAAAUCAUUUAUAAAAAAACCAAGCAGUUGCCUAACUUGUUUACUGUAAGAGAAAUCUCUCUAAACCUUUACUAUGAUGUUGUUACUAUUUACCAAUGAUUUUUUGCCGUAAUUGACUUAAAACACAUAGUCAGAAAUUACUUUGGCAGAGUAGGUGGGAUAAAAAUUAAAAGUUCCCAUCGAAAGAGGAAAAUAAAUUAAAAUCUAGCUCUUCUGAAGUCAGUAUGCUGUUUUUAUUCUUAUUCGAUCAUUAAUAUAAACUUCAAAGGAUU